Messenger RNA from Cooperia oncophora, 357 nucleotides. The record is from the annotation of a GenBank genome assembly. NCBI's taxonomy places the organism in Eukaryota, Metazoa, Nematoda, Chromadorea, Rhabditida, Trichostrongylidae.
AUGUUGUUGCGUGACUGCGACCUGGACUCGUUCUCCCGAUUGGAUUCAUCCGACCAACAAGAGGACUUCGAAUGCUAUAAGCUUGUGGAUAAAGAUGAUCACGACCUUCUGAUUUCGUACAUGUUGACCGAUGGACUUCCUGUGAGAUAUCCUGAUUACCACUGUGGACUGGAAGAUUAUCUGGAUUCCUUCAGCGCAGAAAUCUCGGAAAGCGAUCUUGCAGCGUUGAAUAAGAUGAUGACUUCUCUGAAGGAUCGUCAUUCUUUAGCAGCGGAACAGUUGUUGAGGAACUAUAAACUAGUCCCUUCCACCAGCAAGGAUCCCUGUUUCCGUUUGGUGAGCUUUCCCGCUACUUAA